UACAAUUCCUAACGAUAACCUAAACCUCCUCGAUUAACAUAACAAUUUGAUAUUCUGAAACUUUAAACAGUAUUCAUUCACAAUAUGGCGAAGUCGAUUACGCGAACAGUUAUAAAAUGUGUUCGCGAACAGAGAAGUUUCUGAACUCUUUACCUUUCAUUCAGAAGUGCUGUUUCGGGAAAUCACUUCCACUGAGAACGGCCUUCGAGAUUUUGGCUAAAAUUGGUUUGUGUUGCCAUAUCCGCUUCUGAUUAUCAACAGUUUUAGAAUGAGCCUGGCCGUGGCAGCUACUUCAUAAGAAUAACUGUAAUCAAUCAAUCAAUCAAUUAUAAAAAUAAAGAUAUUAACAUGGCGUAAUAUUGAUUUAUCGCUAUCACUACAAAGAUGUCGGGCGCUAUGACCUUAAGUGCCUUAGAAAUAACAAAGGAAGCGAGCUUUGAUAACCUCAAAAAUGUAUCAGAAAUAAGAGAUCCAAAGGUUGCAUUCUUCAGUUUGUCUACUAUAAUUCCUGUGGGAAUUUCUGGAAUGUCAGUUAUUUACAUGUUCACCGGAUUCGUUCUGCUUUUUGCAGCUUUAACAGAUCAAGAAGGUUUAGUCCAAGUUUUCGUAUGGCUCAUCUUUCUGGCCAUUGUCAUUGGAUAUUUGCUGGUGUUCCUCAUCGGACUGGAGUGUAUGACGAUGAAGAAUUGUACCCUCGGAGGUCUGGAUUGGUUGUCCGCGUCAGCUGUUCUAACUAUAAUUUGUGUCUACCUGGCAGUCUGGUUCUACCUAAUAUGUGUGGCCAAUACUUUUGUUGUCAAUGGUGGGUAAGAUAUAUCACGGA
This is a messenger RNA of Amyelois transitella, 823 nucleotides long. RefSeq lists its product as uncharacterized. The coding region runs from base 385 to 810 and encodes 141 amino acids. The transcript is spliced from 6 exons. Lineage: Eukaryota; Metazoa; Arthropoda; Insecta; Lepidoptera; Pyralidae. The record is from RefSeq and is a predicted model, not a curated record.